AGCUGGUUAUAUAAAUAUGGACACUACAGGAUUGCCGAUUACGCAGUGUAUAGAGGAAAGACUGUCUAGCAAGGCAGAGGAAUUCCUGAACGGUCCACCUGAUAUUUUACAAGAUGAAGCCUAUAUUGUUAACGUCGAUCUGUAUGAUAAAAGUAAUAACCCCGAUGGAUUUAUUAAACUUGGAAUAUCAGAGAGCAGACUAUGUGAGGAUCUGAUGAUAGCCAAGAUGAAAGAACUACAGAAAACGGAAGAAGAUGCUAGUUUAGUGUAUUACAGUGACACUAGAGGCUCACCAAAAUUCAGAACAGCUAUGAAGAGAUUUCUAGAAAGAUUUUUUAAACCAAAUCAUGCAAUUGAUAUUGAACAAUUACAUUCUAUGGCACCAACGUCUAUGCUGGAAAUGCUAGCAUUUUGUUUGGCAGACCCAGGAGAGUAUAUUAUGACCCCGUCACCGUUUUAUUAUAAUUUUUAUGCGGAUGUUAUGUCUAGAGCUGGGGUGGACAUCGUAACAGUACCUGUAGCUGGAAUGGACAAAGGUUCAUCUGUAUCAAUCAGUAUGGAGCAAAUGGAAGCAAGUUACCAAGCAGCAACACAACAGGGAAAAAGGAUCCGGGCUAUUAUCAUAUUUAAUCCUCACAAUCCAGUUGGUUAUAUUCUCACCAAACAUCAGAUUCUGAAUAUACUUCACUUUUCUAAUAAAUAUAAGCUACAUGUAAUAUUCGAUGAAAUCUAUGCACUAUCAGUGUUCAACCAAGCCGAGUUCACCAGUGUUCUUUCAUUAGAUGUUCCCGAUCCCCAGCGGUUACAUUUUAUCUACGGCUUGAGUAAGGAUUUCGGUUUGUCUGGUUAUCGAAUGGGAAUACUGUACUCCAGAAACAAGAGGGUUUUAAAGUUCUGUAGAUUUAUGGGAAACAGAGCUCUAUCUGCUGGUCCUAUUGAUUUCAGAUCUUCACAUCUUCUUGAUGAUCUAGACUGGAUAGAGAACGUCUAUGUUCCUACUCAUCAAUCGAGGCUACAGGAAGUUUUUAACAAAAGUAAGAGCAGAGUAGAAAAACUUGGUUUAUAUGUCUUCCCAGCUCAAUCCUGCUUCUUUCUCUGGAUCUAUUUUGGAAAGUUUAUGAGGCAGAAGAGUGUGGAAGAAGAAAGAAGAAUUGGUCUGUUAAUGAUAAAAAAUAAGAUAUUUCUGUGUUCAGGCGAGGCCAAUUUCUCACCAGCACCUGGUUGGUUCAGACUCACUGUCACUGUCGAUCAGGACGAGCUCGAAAUAGGUUUACAAAGGUUAGAGAACGUGGUUACUGAAUUGGAAUUGGAGAACAUAAAUAUCGGUAUUCACAAGUUACCAGAAUGAAGUGAAGUCAGUAAUUCAAGAAAACCAUAGGUGACUCAAAUAAUAACAAGCUUUAUAAGCCACUGCAUGCAUAAGAAAACACAUUAGAUCUUUGUCUAAUUAUAAUAAUGGAGUAAAUAAAUAUAUCAAUUUUCUUUUGUGAUUGUAGAUCACAGUUGUACAUUUUUAACAUAAUAUAAUAGCCAUUCGGAGAAAGUCAACACAAAAUCAUUAACGUCAGUCAGUGUUAGUUAAUAUAACGACCGGAAAAAAAAUAGUUAUUCUU
Lottia gigantea (owl limpet) is the source of this 1613-nucleotide messenger RNA. RefSeq lists its product as hypothetical. Gene Ontology annotation, molecular function: pyridoxal phosphate binding; transaminase activity. NCBI's taxonomy places the organism in Eukaryota, Metazoa, Mollusca, Gastropoda, Lottiidae. Gene Ontology annotation, biological process: amino acid metabolic process; biosynthetic process. The transcript has 13 exons. Bases 17 to 1348 code for a protein of 443 amino acids. The record is from RefSeq and is a predicted model, not a curated record.